Molecule: messenger RNA, 342 nt
Organism: Arabis nemorensis
Lineage: Eukaryota; Viridiplantae; Streptophyta; Magnoliopsida; Brassicales; Brassicaceae
Source: the annotation of a GenBank genome assembly
AUGAACGAGGAAGAAAGACUUUGUUUCGGGCUGUUUAUUGAACAAGUGGAUGUCUCGCAGGGAGAACAUAUGUACUAUGAGUUUGCUGCCCAAUCAAGACCAACCGAGGAUUUUGUCGAAAGGCACAAAGGAACAACAAUGACACUAGGUGGUGAUGCUGUGGGAUGCACAGAUUUAUUAGCGAUGUCGUGGACAAGUUUAAUGUCAGAGGAUUGUCUUUACUUCAUCGAUGAUGUCCUUCACUUAUGGGUAGACAUUUUCUAUCCGCUUUUAGAAAUAUCUUCUCUUGACGUUGUGUAUAAGAUAAUCACACUAUUCUUCUUAUGUAGAUUAGGCUUAUAA